Messenger RNA from Oreochromis niloticus (Nile tilapia), 915 nucleotides. RefSeq lists its product as uncharacterized. Lineage: Eukaryota; Metazoa; Chordata; Actinopteri; Cichliformes; Cichlidae. The record is from RefSeq and is a predicted model, not a curated record. Bases 274 to 915 code for a protein of 213 amino acids. The transcript is spliced from 4 exons.
CCCGUGGCAUAGGCCGUAUAGGCAAAUGCUAAGGGCGCCGUCCAUCAGGGGGCGCCACGCCAGUGCCACAAAUGUUGAAAAAAAAAAAGUUGGUACUAUUAUUUCUAAAUACAAAAAAUAAUCCCACGUUAAUUAAAAUGCAAAGUAAAGCUUAUUUAAUAGAAAUAUUAUUUGUUACAACAUUACGCCCCCCCCCUCCCCGCACGGUGCGCCCCCUCCCUUCCCGUAUCAUGGUUCCUUUUGGACGUCACCACAUCAAAAAAUCAACACAAGAUGUCAAAACGGCCAAAACUGUCAGGUGCCCAGGGAAGAAAAAAGAGAAAAGAAGAGGAGGAGAAACGAGAAAAAGACAGAGAUGCACUGUUGAAGUUUCUAAAUCCCACCCCUGGGCCAUCUACCACAUCUACUGCUGCUGCCUCCACUUCAGCAGCACAACCCACCAGUGAUGCAGCAUCAGCAGCACAACCCAGCCAUGAUGCAGCAGCAUCAAGCGGUCUUCCUGUUGCCUCCACCUCAGCAGCACAACCCACCAGUUUUGCAGCAGCAUCAAGCGGUGUUCCUGUUGCCUCCACCUCAGCAGCACAACCCAGCAGUGAUGCAGCAGCAUCAAGCGGUCCUCCUGCUGCACCAAUAUAUGCAGUUCAGUGCAGCAACCUCAGCCAUGAAGGUGCUGAACAUGGUUCUUGCGGACUCAAUGUCCUCAGGCUCCCUCAGGAUGUUGUUGAAGCUCUGCCGGGGUGGGAGUUGAAGAUCUUACAAACCGGGCCUUUUCCAGGCGUUCCCAGUGCACCUUCGCUGGUGUGGCAGGAUGUGGAGCGAAAGAGUGAAAGCGGCUCAAUCACCUGCUUAAGAGCUACUGGAGCAGACCAGUGUGCCGGGUUAGGGAGUAUGGUUAAAGAGGGUUUUAAUUUAUAG